Molecule: messenger RNA, 166 nt
Organism: Paramecium sonneborni
Lineage: Eukaryota; Ciliophora; Oligohymenophorea; Peniculida; Parameciidae
Source: the annotation of a GenBank genome assembly
AUGACUAAAAAAGGGAUGAAAAAGAAUUCAUACUUGGAUUUCGUCCAUAAAGUGCUGAAUUACUCGAAUUUGAGCAAACAUGCUAUGAAGACUUUAUUUGAAAGUACCUUAAAUUACUUAUAAUUUAGACAGGAAACAGUUUUUGUAAGAAAUUGCUUCUAGGUGA